This is a messenger RNA of Impatiens glandulifera, 1890 nucleotides long. Its product is annotated as UDP-glucuronic acid decarboxylase 4-like. Gene Ontology annotation, cellular component: cytoplasm. The record is from RefSeq and is a predicted model, not a curated record. The transcript is spliced from 8 exons. Bases 304 to 1614 code for a protein of 436 amino acids. Lineage: Eukaryota; Viridiplantae; Streptophyta; Magnoliopsida; Ericales; Balsaminaceae. Gene Ontology annotation, biological process: D-xylose metabolic process. Gene Ontology annotation, molecular function: UDP-glucuronate decarboxylase activity; NAD+ binding.
AAUCUUGGGAAAUGGCUGGACUCAAACGGUGGUGGUGAUCGGAGAUUAGAUACACGCGCCGGUGAGGGCCACAUCGCGGCGAGUUUUCAUGCAAAAGUCACUGCUUCACGCCACGCCUCUUCAACUUCGAACUCGCCAUUCCUUUCUUUCUCUCUCUCUUCAUCUUGUACAUUUCCAUCAAAGACUUAUUAUUACUCUUUCUUUCUCUCUCUCUCUCGGUCUAUAGAUACAUUUCUUCAAGCCACAUUCGUGUGCCGAAAUCUGGAGAAGAAGAGAAUAUAGAGAGAGAAAUCGCGGCGGAAUAUGGCUUCCGAACCAGCAAUCGCGGCGGAAGGUCAUGGAAACAGAAUUCGGACUGCAAAUCCAAUCACCUAUAUUCUUCGUCAACAGCGACUUACAUGUCUUCUCAUCGGAGUAGCAAUCGCCACGCUUGUCCUUAAAACAACAGGUCCACCGUCAUCAUCAUCGACUCAUCAAUCUCAUCAUCUCGAUGACUCCUAUUCUUUUCAACCGACUCGAUCGUCUCAUCUUUCGCUACCUCGUCGUACUACUUACGAACUUCAUCACGGAUUUCAACGCGCUAAUGCAGGUGGAAAAAUACCACUUGGAUUGAAGAGGAAGGUGAUGAGAAUACUAGUAACAGGUGGAGCUGGAUUUGUUGGGAGUCAUCUAGUGGACCGUCUAAUGGAAAGGGGUGAUAAUGUGAUUGUAGUUGAUAAUUUCUUCACUGGAAGAAAGGAAAACGUGAUGCACCAUUUUCGAAACCCUAGGUUUGAGCUCAUCCGACACGAUGUUGUUGAACCUAUCCUGCUUGAGGUGGAUCAAAUCUACCAUCUAGCUUGCCCUGCAUCCCCGGUUCAUUACAAGUUCAAUCCUGUCAAGACCAUCAAAACAAAUGUGGUGGGGACAUUGAACAUGUUGGGGCUGGCAAAAAGAGUUGGUGCACGGUUCUUGUUAACUAGCACCAGUGAGGUGUAUGGUGAUCCCUUGCAACAUCCACAAACAGAGACCUAUUGGGGAAAUGUGAACCCCAUUGGUGUGCGGAGCUGCUAUGAUGAAGGAAAAAGAACUGCAGAAACCUUGACCAUGGACUAUCAUAGAGGACAUGGAAUUGAGGUAAGAAUAGCUAGGAUCUUCAAUACAUAUGGUCCUCGAAUGUGCAUUGAUGACGGUCGUGUUGUCAGCAAUUUUGUUGCCCAGGCGUUAAGGAAGGAGCCAUUAACUGUUUAUGGGGAUGGGCAACAAACAAGAAGUUUUCAAUAUGUCUCAGAUCUGGUAGAAGGUUUGAUGAGGUUGAUGGAAGGAGAGCAUGUGGGACCUUUCAAUCUGGGCAAUCCAGGCGAGUUUACCAUGAUUGAACUUGCUAAGGUGGUGCAAGAGACAAUAGACCCAAAUGCAAAAAUAGAAUUCAGGCCAAACACAGAGGAUGAUCCACACAAGAGGAAGCCAGACAUUACAAGGGCAAAGAAACUUCUGGGCUGGGAACCAAAUGUUCCUCUUCGCGAUGGUCUACCUUUAAUGGUUUCUGACUUUCAGAAACGUAUAUUUGGCGAUGAUCAGAAACAAGGUCAUGAUCAUAUUGUAACAACCUCUUCUUCAUCAUCAUCCAACUAAAAAGAUCAUAAUCUAUAUAUAUAUAUAUAUAUAGAAAUGAGAGGCUACAUAUUAAUUUCUACAGUCUGUAUGAACAAAUAUAUAGGAGGUGAUAAAAAGGUAAAAGUUUCGCAGGCCAGGUUGUUCGAUACAACACAAACUUACAGAUCUUGUUUUUCAUUUUGUAUAAUAGCCUUUUUGAUGUUGUAAUUCUUGCAAGCAAUAACGAUUUCCAAUUCUAUUGUGAGUUACUAUCCAAUGUAAUGUAGACAUUGUUUCAUAAAUCUUGUCUUUAUU